AUGGCCGAAACGGCAACAAACCUCUCUGAAAAUGCCACCACAGAACCCACACCUGUUGCAGGACAAAAAAUCAAUUCAUUUAAAGUGGGGUGGCUCUUUGUGCAUGAAUAUUAUACCAUCUUAAACAAAGAACCAUGGCGUCUACACUGCUUUUACGGGCGCAAUUCUAUCCUCAUCCGAGGUAAUGAAGGUCAAAAAGUCAUGUCGAGUGUGGGCGAGCAGGAAAUACGAGAGAAAAUCAAGCAACUUAACUUAGACAAUUGCCGCGUUCUUGUCACUAACGUGGACAGUCAGUCAUCUCUUAAUGGCGGAAUAGUUGUUCAAGUUCUUGGUGAAAUGAGUAAUGGGAACGAAGAAACUUCUAGAAAGUUUGCUCAAACUUUCUUCUUGGCCGAGCAACCAAAUGGCUAUUACGUAUUGAACGAUAUUUUUCGAUUUCUGAAUGAAGAUGAUGAUGUAAAUUCUGAAUGUGAUGAAGUCGAUGAAGGUGCCAUCGAAGAGUCUGUGGGAAAUGAAGGGGGUGAGGAAGACAGGGGUUCUUCACCUACUGGCACUCUUGUUGAAGAACCUAUUAAUGUCCCCACUAUAAUCGAGGAAGAGAGUGUCGUUACACAUACGCGUGAACCUAAUGCGUCAGAGGUGACAACUAAUGCUCCAAACAUUAAUGAAACAGAAUCUGUCUCCGAUGCAUCUUUGUCAUUAAUGUCAGCAUCCGUUUCUGAAGGGCAACAACCUAACUCAUCUCUAGUAGCGUCUAAUGAUACUUUAAACGCUUCCUCUGAUAAAUCUCAAGGCACUCAAGUUGCAGUCGGUUCACCCUCGGUUCAUGCGAACAAGAUUCCGGUUACGAACGUGGCGGUUAAUCCUCAACCGGUUUAUCCCAAAGCAUCGGUUCCUAAUGUUCCGAUCGUAAUGCCUUUUGCAAAUCAAGCAUCAUCAACUUAUAUUAAUCAACAACCGGUUGCUACAAUGGUUAAUGGGCAAUAUCAAAAUAUUAAACAAACUACCAAUGGUCAAAUUGGCAAUGCAUCUCCUACUUAUGCUCAACGUUCUAAUACACCCAGACCACAAACAGUUGGAAGUGGCCCAGCAUAUACUCAAACAUCAGGUUCUAGAACACAAGCAGCUGGAAAUAGUCCAGCGUUUGCGCAACAAUUACAAACUUCUAAAGUUGCGUCUCAAACAGUUCCACAUACUGUAAAUGGUUUACAUACAUCCGCUCCUCGAUCAAUUUCCCCGGUUUCUCAACGAUCUGUUUCUCCAGUUGGAAAUGAUCAUAAACCAGUCCAAAAUAUCGUCAAUAGUGAUCCUGGAGUUGUCAAUCAAUUGACUUCUCUUGAAAAUGGUCAACCUGCUGUUGUUAAACCAGCAGUGAAUAUUUCGGAUAAUUCUGAAACUGCUUCUGUGAAACCGGCAUCAAAUGUCGUGAAUGGUGAAAAUCCUUUAUCUAAAUCAACAUCUAACGUCACUAAUGGUGAAUCUGCUCCUGUGAAAUCAGUAGUUAACGAUGAAGCAAUCACUCACACAAAUGUUCAAAGUGGUUCUGACUCUAAGAAAAUUGGUACUUCUACAGUUAACACUACUAACGUAAAAGAUGAGUCGGCGACUAAUGCCGCCCAGUCUUCCGGCACAAAUCAACAAGUAACUCAACCUCCGCCAAAGCCACAAGGACCUCAAACUUGGGCAAGCACCCUCUUCAAAAGUAGUGGCAGCACGCAAACCGAAUCUAAGCCUCAAAGUGUUGCUGCAACACUUCCUGUUCAAAAGAUACAACAAAAGCCGGCACCUCAAAAUUCAUAUCCGCAACAAGCUCGGGACAACAGAAAUUUCCGCCAAGAAGGUCCAAGAGGAAACAAUCGCCGCAACAAUACGAACUUUUCUAUCUAUGUUAAAGGGAUCAAUUCAAAAGUGCCCUACGAGCAAUUGAAAUCCUCACUCAGUACUUUUGGACAGAUUAAACAUCUUGAUAUGGUUUACAAUAAAUCUUGUGCAUUCGUCGUAUUUGCUGAUGAAGAAUCGUACAAGGAAUGUCUUAAUCGUCACACUCUUACUGUUGCUAAUCAAAAUUUAAUCUUCGAAGAGCGCCGCCCAUCUCGCAAUAAUGUUAAUCGUGGUGGCAAUAAUAAACCGCCUCAUGAUUUAUUUACCGAAGUUUAUCAUAUAAAUGAAAGAAUGAUACCGGACAUACCAAGAAACGAAGAUCCGGUUAGUGAUCUUUCAACAAACAAUAAUAUAAACUUGAUGGCUAAUAACUUGCAAGCUACAGUAGAAUAUCCUGAAGAUAAUGGCGACGAUUAUAAUGAAACAAGUACACUACUAACGUCUGAAGAAAGUAGUUUAACUGCUGGAGGCGAUGACCAAAUAGUUAUAACGAGAGAGCUGAAUAAUAAAAAAAAGGAAAGAUCGAACCUAUGCACUCUAACAAACUUUAUUAGAUUAGUUUUGUUAAUGUUGUUUAUCACGCUUGUCGUUGUUCUUUUGGCUAUCAAUAAUAAGUAUAGCGGCAGGGUUCCUAUUCAAGCCUCCAAUACUAGCAGGACUAGUCAUUCUAAUGGGGGACAAAUUGAAAAGAGGCCAUCAUUUUCCGAAUUUAAUAAUGUUAUUAAUAAUGUUAUUGCCGAAGAAGGAUGGAAAAUUGUUCUCAUGCUACGAUUGUCUCCACUUCCAUUUAAUUUGGUUAGUUAUAUUUUCUCAGUUAGUACAGUUGAUUUUCUAACUUUUUUGUGGGCAACCAUCCUUGGAGUUAUACCUGGUGCGUUCAAUGCGGUAUGGAUAGGAUCACUAGUCCAGAGUCUUAGUAAGCUUGACGAAUAUAAACUGAAAGAUGAAGAUAUUGUGAUCAUCAGCAUGAAUUUUAUCUUUGUUGUAUGUUGUGUGGUUGCAUUAUCAAUAUUCGGAAAACGAUCCCUACGAAAAGCUAUUCUGAAACUUCAGGCAUCAAAAGAAUCUACUAAUCCUCCUUUACCUCCAAUACCGCUUCCAACGACUGAUGUGGACGUGGAAGAAGUACAACCUUUAAAUUCUAGUAGUGGUCAAUUCACACGAGUAGAACGAAUUAUUCUCUAUAUUAUUGGUGUGAUAACUCUUCUUAACAUCGUGGUCAAUGUAUCAUUAUACUAUUAUUUCAAGUCGCGUAAAGACACGGGUCCUGAUUCGCUUCUUCUUCACUUCGAUGCUAUACUUCAUGGCUAG
Messenger RNA from Dentiscutata erythropus, 3192 nucleotides. The record is from the annotation of a GenBank genome assembly. Lineage: Eukaryota; Fungi; Glomeromycota; Glomeromycetes; Diversisporales; Gigasporaceae.